UAGACCAACCAAAACCAAGUCUUUAAUAUUGGACCCCACCACCCACCACCUCACCACCUUAUAUUCUCAUUUCCUUUUCUUCUCCAUUUCUCUCUAUCUUUUGACAUUUUCUUUAGCCAUUGCGCUCUCCACCUCCCCAUCCGGCGAGGUCCUCCGGCCUCCGCCGCAACACUCUCCGGCCACCAUCUUCACAUCAUCCGGGGCUGUGGCCAUGUCCAUUCUAUCCGAACCACACAUGUCACCAAUCCAUCAAUCACCAGACCAAGAUCAAGAAGAGCAAGAAUAUGUGCCACCACCUCCUCCGCUGCGGAGAGCGGCGCAUCAUCAUCUUCUUGAACGUUCUUUGCCUCUUUACAAGCAGCAUUCUUGGUCACCAGAUAUUUACCGAGAUGAAGCUUGGCUGAGGAGGAAAGGAAACAGUAAGAAAAAGAAGAAUAAGAGUGUUACCGAUGAGGAUCUUGAUGAACUCAAGGCGUGUAUUGAAUUAGGGUUUGGUUUUAACUCGCCGGAAUUAAUGGAUCAACGCUUGUCUGAUACUUUUCCUGCUCUGGGACUUUAUUAUGCUGUUAAUAAACACUACUACGAUCAUGCCCUCUCUAAGACGGUCACCGUAGCUACGCCGUCUUCGUCCACGGCGUCUGACUGUGACUCGUCGUCUCCUCUCGGCAGUCCCCACACCAUGUUCGGACCAGGUGAGAAUCCACAGACGGUGAAGACAAGGCUAAGGCAGUGGGCACAGGUGGUUGGGUGUUCAGUACGGCAAUGUUCAAAUUCAAGUUGAAGCUAGAAAAAGUUGACGAAAUGAAAUUAAUUAAUUUCUAGCUACGGUGAUCAUAAUCAAGGUUAGAUGGGAAAUUAACCAAACUGGAGUUAAACAUAUAUAUAUAUAUCAAAGUUAACCAAACAUCAACAUCUACAUCAACUAGGGUUUCUAUAUAUCAACUUGUUUGUUUGAUAUGAUAAUGAUUCCACCGUCCACCAACUUUUGUAUUAUGUUUGGUUAGAUAUUAUAUAUAUUCUAAGAAAAAAAAAAGAACUUAAAGAAGUAAGAAAAUAGGAAUUGAAAACCCCCACCAUUUUGAGAAAAUAUAUAACCUAAUUUGGUUUGCUAAUUUGACAUCUUGAGUUGGUUAGUUAUAAUUUAGUAGGUUUUAUUUGUAUGUAAAUAUGAGUACUAAUGAGAAAAGAUUGAAGUAUAUAUGUAUGGUUGAAUUUUGGCUAAAUGCGUGUUUAUGUCAUUGAACUUUAA
This is a messenger RNA of Mercurialis annua (annual mercury), 1249 nucleotides long. RefSeq lists its product as uncharacterized. The transcript has 2 exons. Bases 212 to 781 code for a protein of 189 amino acids. NCBI's taxonomy places the organism in Eukaryota, Viridiplantae, Streptophyta, Magnoliopsida, Malpighiales, Euphorbiaceae. The record is from RefSeq and is a predicted model, not a curated record.